Molecule: messenger RNA, 5328 nt
Organism: Drosophila ananassae
Lineage: Eukaryota; Metazoa; Arthropoda; Insecta; Diptera; Drosophilidae
Gene: Sfmbt
Product: polycomb protein Sfmbt
Exons: 9
Coding region: 293-4114 (1273 amino acids)
Biological process (GO): regulation of DNA-templated transcription; heterochromatin formation
Cellular component (GO): nucleus
Molecular function (GO): zinc ion binding
Source: RefSeq, a predicted model, not a curated record
UCGAUAUCGAUAUAUUGAUAUUUUGGCAAGCAACCCUACUGCUCGGCGCAAAAGCGGAAAAAAAACACAAAAAAAACUGUCAUAAAAACCUCGGAAAACAAUUAGAAAUUAAAUAAACGUCACGAACUAAGUUUAAUCUGCAAUUAAACAUUAAGGUGGAAGCGUCGAAAGUGCAAGAGAUUAAGUCCAGGACCCGCACAAAUGGAAUACACAAUGAAAUCUGUUUGAAGACUCCGAGCAUAUCCCAACAUAAAUGCUAUCACCACUCUCUGAUCUGCAACACUAGCUCAGUAUGAAUCCUGCCGAGCUUCGAAUGAUGUGGAUGAGCAGCCAGUACAAUUCUGAGCGUAUCACCCUGGAAGAUGCCGCCACUCUACUGGGUCAUCCCAAUGUUGGACUCUCUGUUAUGGAGGACAUCUCCGCCCAUCAACCCACUCUGGAAAUGAAUCCGAUGAUGAGCCUGGUGGGGGGGGAUUUCACUGGCCAGGCGGCGGCAGCAGCGGCGGCACUCGGCGUUCAGCCAGGCACCCUAAUUGCCACCAAUUCAAACAACCUAUACGGAUUUGCGCACAUGGGCGGCCUGCAGCAUCAGCUGCUCCAGCAGACGGCGGCGGCGGCUGUCUUUCAAAACUAUGCCGAGGUGAUGGACAAUGAGGUGGGCAUGUCCGCGGACGUUGCCGGAUCGGCGCUGAUGAACGUGGGUGUUGGCGUUGAUGUGGGUGUGGGCGAUUCGAUUGUGGACGAUGAGGAUCCGCAAGUAUAUGGCCAGAUGGAGGAUGGCUAUGACGAUGGCGGGUCUGGGCUGGAGCCCAAGCAGGAGAUCAUCAACAUCGAUGAGUUCGUGAUGGACAACAAUUCGUACGAUGGCACAGAUUUCAUGACCUCCUCCGACAAGGACAUCUCGCAGUCCUCCUCGUCCUGCAUGACCCAGCUGCCCAGUGGACUGGGUGUGCCGGGAACAGAGCACGAUCUUCUGGUUCCACUGGCCGACGGCCUGUUGCAUCACAAGUUGCUGGGCACCACCCUCUCCCCGGCGAUGGGUGCUCUCAACGGGAAUACCUUUGGCAACAUAAUGGUCGGCUCGGAGGCAUCAAGUGUGAACACAAUCAAGCAAAUGCAGAGAAACUUCACGCUGGCCAAAGGCGGCACUGUCCCAAGCACCACCACCACAAGCAGCACUAGCGGGAGCUCUAGCAAUGUAGCCUUAGCGUCCACAUCCUCCUCGCUGCGCACCCAGCGGAAGACGCGAAAGAUCGAGCCGGUCAACAGGCCGGGGCUGGAGCUAAAGACGCCCAUCGCGUACAAGGGCAACAUAGACCCCUCGGUGAUCCCUAUUCAGAAAGACGGAAUGGCUGUCUGUAAACGAUGUGGCGCCAUUGGAGUAAAGCACACUUUCUACACGAAGUCCCGACGCUUCUGCAGCAUGGCCUGUGCCCGAGGGGAGCUGUACUCCCUGGUACUCAAUAGCAAGGUGGAGGCCGACCAAAUGACAGCAAACUCUCCCGUUCCCGGCACCAGCCUGGACUCGAGCGAAGAAGUGCUGGCCGGCGAACAGCAACAAGUUUCGUCCGACAUCGAACUGGACCUGCAGGCGGCGCACAUUAAGAAUGCCAACUACAGGUUCCGCAUCACGGAUCAGUCCAAAAUCACCCAAUUGAACAGUUUCGGAGAGCCUAUGUCCCUCGGCGGCGAGGCGGCCGCCAAUAACAUUCAAACGUCGGCCGUGGAAACAAUUUCCGCUCUGAACGGAUCGGUGGGCGAGGAUGUCGCUCAGGGCGGACUGGAGGGCAGUGGAGCAGCUCCUCCGAACGCCUAUCUCACUGCAGCCCCGACGCCGAAGGCCCUGAGACUCUUCAAAGAUGUUUACCCGCAGGACGAUCUUCCUCAAAUACCCAAAUACGAACGACUUCCGGUUCCAUGUCCCCAAAUGGAAAAGAUCAUCAGCAUACGGCGGCGUAUGUACGAUCCCACACACUCCUACGACUGGCUGCCGCGCCUCAGCAAGGAGAACUUCAAUGCGGCGCCAGUCACAUGCUUCCCCCAUGCACCUGGCUGCGAGGUCUGGGACAACCUGGGCGUCGGCAUGAAGGUGGAGGUGGAGAACACCGAUUGCGACAGCAUCGAAGUGAUCCAGCCGGGCCAGACGCCCACCUCGUUCUGGGUGGCGACCAUCCUGGAGAUAAAGGGCUACAAGGCACUGAUGAGCUAUGAGGGAUUCGACACGGACUCUCACGACUUUUGGGUUAAUUUGUGCAACGCCGAGGUUCACUCGGUGGGCUGGUGCGCCACAAGGGGCAAGCCGCUCAUUCCGCCGCGCACCAUCGAGCACAAGUACAAGGACUGGAAGGACUUCCUCGUGGGCCGUCUCUCGGGCGCCCGAACUCUGCCUUCCAACUUCUACAACAAGAUCAACGACAGCCUGCAGUCGCGCUUCCGGUUGGGACUUAACCUGGAGUGCGUCGACAAGGAUCGCAUCUCGCAAGUACGCCUGGCCACUGUCACUAAGAUCGUGGGCAAGCGCCUCUUCCUGCGGUAUUUUGACUCGGAUGACGGCUUCUGGUGCCACGAGGACUCGCCCAUCAUCCAUCCGGUGGGCUGGGCCACCACAGUGGGCCAUAACUUGGCAGCGCCCCAGGACUACUUGGAAAGAAUGCUGGCUGGUCGCGAGGCCAUGAUUGAGGUGCACGAGGAUGAUGCCACCAUCGAGCUGUUCAAGAUGAACUUCACCUUCGAUGAGUACUUCGUGGACGGCAAGACCAAUGGCUUUGUGGAGGGCAUGAAGAUAGAGGCCGUGGAUCCCCUGAACCUCUCCUCCAUUUGCCCGGCCACGGUUAUGGCGGUUCUGAAGUUCGGAUAUAUGAUGAUUCGCAUUGAUUCCUAUCAGCCGGAUGCCUCAGGGUCGGAUUGGUUCUGCUAUCAUGAGAAGAGUCCGUGCAUUUUUCCGGCUGGCUUCUGUUCUGCAAACAACAUAACUGUCACUCCCCCGAAUGGUUAUGACUCCCGCACCUUCACCUGGGAGGGCUACCUGCGCGACACUGGCGCCCUGGCCGCCAGCCAACACUUGUUCCACCGGGUGAUACCCGACCACGGCUUUGAAAUGGGCAUGAGCCUGGAGUGCGCCGACCUCAUGGACCCGCGUUUGGUGUGCGUGGCUACCGUGGCGCGUGUAGUGGGCCGUCUGCUGAAGGUCCACUUUGACGGCUGGACGGACGAAUAUGAUCAGUGGCUGGACUGUGAAUCGGCGGACAUCUACCCAGUGGGUUGGUGCGUCCUGGUGGGCCAUAAGCUGGAGGGACCACCGCGAGUGGCACACCAGCCGGCGCCGAAAGCCGCUCCAAAGCCCAAAGUGCCACGGAAGCGAAAGACAAAGAAGGGGGCCGCCGGGGCCAGGAACGCAAACGAAAAUAACUCGCCAUCAGUGAAACCUCGCACAAUCGCUCUUAAAACCACUCCGCACUUGCCCAAGCUGAGCAUUAAACUGGAACUGAAGCCAGAGCAUCACAAUGCUGCCUUUUACGAAAACAAUCAACCGGAAGAGGAGCCCGAGGAAGAGGAUGCCGAGGCCGAUGGGGAUGUGGAUGGCGAUGGCGAUGGCAGCACCAGUCACAUUUCCGAACAGUCGACCACCCAAUCUUCCAGCGAUCAGGUAGCCGGUUCGAGCAGCGGAUCCACCUCGCUGCUGAACACAGCAACGAGCAACAAUAAAAUGGUAAAGAAAUCCUCCACUACUAAGUCACCUGCACCACCAACCGUGGGCCGCAAAGCCACAAGCUAUAUUGCGAACUCCUCAGCGACGAAUAACAAAUACAUUCCUCGCCUAGCCGAUAUAGACUCCGGUGAGAUGCAGGUGGAGCUAAUGCCAGAGCUAUGGAACGUGUACGAUGUGUCGCAGUUCCUGAGGGUCAACGACUGUACCGCCCACUGUGACACCUUCAGCCGGAACAAGAUCGAUGGCAAGCGGUUGCUGCAGCUGACCAAGGACGAUAUAAUACCACUGUUGGGAAUGAAAGUGGGUCCUGCCCUCAAAAUCUCCGAUCUAAUUGCCCAGCUCAAGUGCAAGGUUAAUCCCGGCAAGGCCAGAUCGCACAAGACCAACAAGUCGCCGUUCUUAUAGUGCGCGGACUUUAGUUUUUUCAAAGCAAAGCGAAAAAUAUCACCGAUAGAACUACAUAUAAUUUUAAAAUAUAUUAUAUAUAUAAGAAGUAUAUAUAUAUUUAAGCAUAUGCAUACUGAAGUAUUUUGUUAGCACGGGAAGUCAAAAAAAACACACACACACACAAUCGUUGCCUAGAGUGGGCUUCUAUGCCCAUUAUACAAUUAUAUAACUAACUCAAGUCUCAAGCGCGUUAUUUCAGAUCGAUUAUAUCGUUUAUAAAAUAGAAUAGCAUAGUCCAGUAGUCCAGUAGUCGAGUAGUCCACUCUCCAAUCAGAGUUCGAUAUCAAUUGUAUAGCAAACGUUGAAUUGAGGAAAAAAAAAAACUAAAAACUAAAAACUAAAAACUAAAACACGCAUAUUUUGUAUAAUAUUGAGAGCAAAAUGGUAACAUUCAAUCAAUAUAUUUACAUAGAUAUAUAUGCGGAAUGCAUAAGAUUGUUAAUUGUACAUAAACAGCGUCGUUGAUGACGUUGUCCCUCACGAAUGUCAUAUUUUAAAUAGUUUAAACUUAAAGCCAGUAGCCAGUCGCCAGUCAACCGAAUCAGGAAGCAAUUAGUCCGUAAUAUCAUACCAGAAUGAUAGUCAGCCAAACGGACUCUUCGAUUUAUACACGCCUACUUAUUUUGAAAUGUAUACCUUUGAAUACAAAAAAUAAAAACAUAAAAUAAAAAUGAUGUAAUUAGAUAAGUCUAAGCUACCACUCGAUGUCAGAAUAAUUAAAAAAAAAAAACCAACAAAAAUCCGAAUUAAAAAAAAUUGCAAGUAUUGAAAAGUGAUGGUCUUUCGAAAAUAAAAACUACUUUGUUUUUUAAAUAGUUUUAGGUUGCUAUAUAUAUUAUGAUUAUUGAUACAUUUUAUGAUAUACAGACUAAAUUCUUAAAAGUACGUGUACACUGUGUUUGGUGGCUAAAUAUUUAUACUAGGUUUUCUUUUUUCUUAAUUCUUUUUUUUUUUUUUUUGAUUAAACAUUUCAACACGCACACCGAAUGACAAACUUGAUUGAAGAUUUUCCUUUUUUUCUUCAUUUUUUUUUCUAUUAUUAUAAUAUAACGACGAAUAAAUGAAUUUUCUGAUCAAAUCUGAAGUGGGUGCGAGUAUAUAAAUGUUGGAAAAUUGAAAAAUUGUUGCCAUAACCGAUAGAUGGAAGGAGAAAUGAGGUGAAAGGAGUUAAA